This is a messenger RNA of Akanthomyces muscarius, 1989 nucleotides long. RefSeq lists its product as uncharacterized. The record is from RefSeq and is a predicted model, not a curated record. Gene Ontology annotation, cellular component: cell tip; Golgi to plasma membrane transport vesicle. The transcript has 2 exons. Lineage: Eukaryota; Fungi; Ascomycota; Sordariomycetes; Hypocreales; Cordycipitaceae. The coding region runs from base 1 to 1989 and encodes 662 amino acids. Gene Ontology annotation, biological process: exocytosis. Gene Ontology annotation, molecular function: guanyl-nucleotide exchange factor activity.
AUGGAUAGCUUUAUACACGUCCCCGGCUGGUCGCAGCAUAUAUCACACAAACCGUCAUCAGGACGCCCACUGAGUGGCCAUUUUCGCUCUCUUUCUUCCGUCUCGGCCACCAAGCCAGCGCCUCCCUCUCCCUCUUCCAAACCACACCUCGCGCUCAAGUCGCCCAAAUCGACCUCGCAACUACCCAAAAUCUCCCUCUCCGCGCCUUUUCUCGACGAUGAAAUGAGUACUCUUCCCGAUCCCCGAAGCCGCCGGGUGAGCAACGCCGAGGACCAAGAUAACGACUCCGAUACCCCCAGCCAUCAUCCCGACCUCAGCGACGAAAUCGCCACCCUCAGCACAAAACUCAUCAACGCAAUCAACCACCAAACCGCCCUCGACGAUACCCUCUCCGCCACCCGCCAGGAACUACAGACCGCACACGGGCGCAUACGUGAACUCGAGCACCAAAAUGAGACGCAACGUGAAAUGAUGGCUGGUGAUGUCUGGAUUCGCAAAUCUACCGUCGAAUCCGACAAGCGUGCCAUGAAGGUCAAGCUGGACACCGAAGUCUCCAAGCGUCUAGACACCGAGGCUGCCAAAAAGAGGAUUGAGCAGGAGCUCGAGACUCUGACCACCGCUCUCUUCGAGGAGGCUAACAAGAUGGUCAUUGUCGCCAAGGAGGAGUCCAAAGACCGCGAGGACGCUGUCCAGCGCAAAAAUGACUUGCUAAAAGCACAGCUCGAGGAGUCUGAAGCGCUGCUUAAAAAUCAGCAAACCCAGUUGUCUGAGCUCAAGCGCGUCAUGGAAACCAUGUCUCUAGACGACCAGCAAACAAACACAACUGCUCCCUCGUCGCCAGGUCUGCCGAGAUUAGACACCGUCGCCGGCGACCGCCUACCGCCGCCAGAUUCUGCCACGGCCUCUCCGCUGCCCGACUUCUUCGCACCCGCGCCCCCGACGAGCCUCCAGCACCUCAUCCUCCCGGUUCUGCGCCACGACCUCGGUGCCUAUGAUGAUUUUCUCAACCUCGCGCAUCAGUCCCACAAACGCCCUGGCAGCCGCAUCUCUUCUGGCUCCAUGGGCGGCCUCGCCGCGCUCGGCCUCGGACUAGCUGGGUCUACCUCUAGCGGCCACAUGUCCAACGCCUCGACCUCGUCACUCCCAAAUCCGGCAUCCGCAGGCAGCGGUCCUUCAUCGCCCAACACACCCGCCUCUUCGACCCAAGGAACGCCCAACCAGCAUUUGCCGAUUCCUGCACUCAAAGAGACGAAAUUCUACAAACGCGUUGUUGUCGAGGAUAUCGAGCCCACGCUGCGACUCGACUCUGCCCCUGGACUGUCAUGGCUGGCCCGACGCAGCGUCCUCACUGCCGUUACGGAUGGCACCCUCGUCGUUGAGCCAGUUCCCACCAACGUCAACUAUGCACCGGCCGCCCGACCGCAGCUUUUCCCCUGCGCGCUGUGUGGCGAGGUCCGCAAAGAGCCGCAGUAUAUGCGCAACCACCGCUUCCGCACGACCGAGUCGCCAUCGGCGCAGAGAUACCCUCUCUGCAACUACUGCCUCGGCCGCGUACGCUCGACGUGCGGCUUCCUCGGCUUCCUGCGCAUGGUCAAGGACGGCCACUGGCGUGCCGAUGACGAGGACCACGAAAAGACGGCCUGGGAGGAAAGCGUCCGCCUUCGCGAGCAAAUGUUCUGGUCCCGCAUAGGUGGCGGCGUCAUCCCCGCUUCGCAAGCAGACUCGCCCACGGACGAGGUGCCUCAGGCGUCUGUCGACAAGGUCCUCAGCACCACGCUCACGGUACCAAAACUCUCGCCCGUCAAGGAGAAGGGUGUCGCCGAGGGCAACCCUGUAUUCGACCACAAGGCACCCGCCAGGGAGCCACGCACUCCGCCUGAGCAGACGGACGCUACGGCACAUACGAACCAGCUCGGCGAGUCGACUGAGCUGCGCAAGGAGGCUGACCAGGAGGCGGCAACCCAGCCGCCCGUCAUUGUCGAAGAUUAG